AUGUUCUGCUUUCUCCCGGGCCGCGACUCAGAGCUCAGAGACACCAGCCUGCGGCUCCCUGGUGACCUGUCCAAGGUGCUGAUGUGCCGCUUUCCCUACUGCUAUGGAGAUGCCCAGGACCUGGCCGAGCUGUUGUUCACAGGUCAGCCAGAGCCCCCUGGGCUCUGCCCUGAAGGCCUGAGUACAGGACACCUCACUGACAUCCAGGAGAAGUCCCUACACUUUCUCAAGUCCCUGAAGCAGGACCAGCAGAUGCAGGGGCAGGCGCUGGCCCUCUUGCGGCAGCGGGCGAAGCUGGAGGCCUGGGAGACGCAGAAGGCCCUGGAUGAGCUACUCUUCCGACACCGACUGGAGAGCUGGGAAGGCCUGACCAAACUGCAUCCUGGCAGCCCCUGGCCAAGCCCUGCCCUCCAGACAACUCCACCCACCAGGUGUCUGGGGAGCAAGGGGGACAAAGCCACGCUGGCCACCCUGGUGAAGAAGCAGCAGCAAGCACUCAGCAUGUUUGAGAAGGAGCAGAGGGAGAUUCAGCAUCUGCAGAACUUGCACCUGUUCAUGCACCGAGACAGGAAACUGCUCCUGCAGCAGCAGAAGGACGUCCUCUUAGCACAGAAUUCCGAGGCCCACCUGCAAGAGCUGCCGCAGGGCUCUGACACACACAGUGUUCUUCCCCACCCCAUGUCACUGAUGCAGGUUGAGGAGGUGGAAGGGAGAGUGUCCGCAGCCCAGUGUGGGUCUCGGAAUGUGAAGGAGCCACACCCAGGAGAACCUCUGGCUAAACCCAGUUCCUCCACAGCAGAGAAGACCCGGGCUUACACCAACAGCCACAAGCAGAGCUUCUGGGGACACAGCCAGCACUCCCAGGGUAAAGAUGGUCCUUGUAGCACCUCGGAAACCACGAUGGCUGAAGGCAGCAUGAGCCAAGAGAGGUUGGAAAUGGGGCUGGACCUGGCCAGGAGCCCCAUGGAGGAGCCCCAGGAAAUAGAGGACCGGCAGUCAGAGGAGCAGAGUCAAGGGUUAUCCAAGACCAGUUGUGACAUCAAGGAGUUCCAGAAAGCCACUGCCACACUGGUCCAGCUUUCUGAGAGCUCCAUCUCCCUGUCCAGUGCAGAAGACGAAGACAUCCUAGACAAAGACCUCCACUGGUCCAGAGAGUUCUCGGCUCAGAACUCCUGGGAGGAACUGGGCCUGCCUCCCCAGGGGGGCGCGGGCGGCGCGGCGCGGCUGUACCGCGCGGGCGAGGACGCCGUGUGGGUGCUGGACAGCGGCAGCGUGCGCGGGGCCACGGCCAACAGCUCGGCCGCGUGGCUCGUGCAGUUCUAUUCGUCGUGGUGCGGUCACUGCAUCGGCUACGCGCCCACCUGGCGAGCCCUGGCCGGGGACGUGCGAGACUGGGCCAGCGCCAUCCGCAUCGCUGCUCUGGACUGUGCAGAGGAGAAGAAUCAAGCAGUGUGCCGUGCCUAUGACAUCCACUUCUACCCCACCUUCAGGUAUUUUAAAGCAUUUACAAAGGAGUUUACAACUGGAGAAAAUUUUAAAGGACCCGACAGAGAACUGCGGACAGUCAGGCAGACGAUGAUUGACUUCCUGCAGAACCACACAGAAGGAAACAGGCCCCCAGCAUGCCCGCCUCUGGAGCCUAUUCCGUCCCAGAACGUUCUUUCUCUCAUUGACAACCAUGGUGGUCGUUAUGUGGCUGUUCUGAUCGAAAGCAACAGCUCCUACCUUGGACGAGAGGUGAUCUUGGACUUGAUUCCAUAUGAGAACAUCGAGGUGACCCGGGCCCUGAAUGGAGACAAAGCACUUCUGGAAAAGCUGGGCGUUUCUUCAGUUCCUUCAUGUUACUUGAUUCACCCAAAUGGGUCGCAUGGACUAGUUAAGAUUGCAAAGCCCUUCCGAGCAUUUUUCUCCUCUUACUUGAAGUCUUUGCCAGACGUGAGGAAAAAAUCACUCUCCUUGCCUGAAAAGCCAAACACAGAAGAAAAAGAGGAAAUUGUGACUUGGAGAGAAUUUGACAAGUCCAGGCUGUACACAGCAGACCUGGAGUCGGGGCUGCACUGCCUCCUGCGGGUGGAACUGGCCGCCCACAAGUCCCUGGCUGGUGCGGAGCUGAAGACGCUUAAGGACUUUGUCACUGUCCUCGCCAAGUUGUUCCCUGGCCGGCCGCCAGUCAGGAAGCUGUUGGAGAUGCUGCAGGAGUGGCUGGCCAGCCUCCCCCUGGACAGGAUCCCCUACAAUGCCGUGCUCGACCUGGUCAACAACAAGAUGCGGAUUGCUGGAAUAUUCCUCACUAAUCAAAUAAAGUGGGUUGGGUGUCAAGGAAGCCGGUCUGAGUUGAGGGGUUACCCAUGUUCUCUCUGGAAAUUAUUCCACACUCUGACUGUUCAAGCCUCAACCCAUCCCAACGCACUGAUUGGAACAGGUUUCGAGGAUGACCCCCAGGCCGUGCUGCAGACCCUGAGGCGGUACAUUCGCACCUUCUUUGGGUGUAAGGAGUGUGGCGAGCACUUCGAGGAAAUGGCUAAAGAAUCCAUGGAUUCGGUGAAAACCCCAGACCAAGCAGUUCUCUGGCUUUGGAAGAAGCAUAACGUAGUAAACAGUCGCCUGGCAGGCCAUCUGAGUGAGGAUCCCAAGUUUCCAAAGGUUCCGUGGCCCACUCCAGACCUCUGCCCAGCCUGCCAUGAGGAAAUCAAGGGCUUGGACAGCUGGGACGAGGGCCAGGUGCUUACCUUCCUGAAGCAGCACUACAGCAGCAACAAUCUCCUGGACACGUACUCGGUGGACUCAGCCGACACUGGUGAGGGAGCAGCCCCAGCCAGGGACGAGGAGGAGAGAGGACUCACACCCCCAGGGAAGGCCCUUGGAGGCCAGGAUGCCGAGAGUAUCCACCCGCCCAGCGCGAUGGGCCCCAGGCUCCACCUGUCAGAGAACUGGCACCAGCGACUAGAUGUGCGACUCCAGAGCCCGCGGGGGUCCGCCAUCCGCCAGGAGGCCGAGGCGGCUGUGCCCUUUCUGGGGGCCGGCUUCUCCAGCCUGGACAUGAGCCUCUGCGUUGUGCUGUAUGUGGCCUCGUCCUUGUUCCUGAUGGUGAUGUACUUCUUCUUCCGCAUGAGGUCUAAGCGCUGGAAGGUCAAGUAUCACCACCCAGCUGUGUAG
Carlito syrichta (Philippine tarsier) is the source of this 3156-nucleotide messenger RNA. It is a transcript of the gene QSOX2, whose product is annotated as quiescin sulfhydryl oxidase 2. The record is from RefSeq and is a predicted model, not a curated record. Gene Ontology annotation, cellular component: Golgi membrane. NCBI's taxonomy places the organism in Eukaryota, Metazoa, Chordata, Mammalia, Primates, Tarsiidae. Gene Ontology annotation, biological process: protein folding. Bases 1 to 3156 code for a protein of 1051 amino acids. The transcript has 24 exons. Gene Ontology annotation, molecular function: flavin-dependent sulfhydryl oxidase activity; protein disulfide isomerase activity.